This is a messenger RNA of Haliaeetus leucocephalus (bald eagle), 1755 nucleotides long. RefSeq names its product UBX domain protein 10 (gene UBXN10). Gene Ontology annotation, molecular function: protein binding. The transcript has a single exon. Bases 1 to 900 code for a protein of 299 amino acids. Lineage: Eukaryota; Metazoa; Chordata; Aves; Accipitriformes; Accipitridae. The record is from RefSeq and is a predicted model, not a curated record.
AUGGCCACAGUGGCUCUCCUGAACUUAGCACCAUCUCACCUCUGCUUCCCUUCAAGCACAGCAGCUGCUUUCUCGUGGACAAACGCUGCUGACAUGCACGUCACCAGGCCAAAAUCUGCCAAGGGACGCACAAGGCCAAACUUCAAUUACUCUCAGAGCGUGGAAGCCUGUCCUUGCCGAGUGCCAUCUUCCCCACCACCAGCAGCUCCCCGUGAAUUAGUGAACAGCCAGAGAGCAUCGUUCACAAAACCAGCAUUCCUGGCCAGCCAGGUGUCUCCUGAGGAAAUCCCGGAGCUCCUGCGGCAAGUGCCUUUGAGGACCUCCUCUUCCCUGAACAAGUACAGGGUGCUCCCUUCCAUCGGCUGGAAAGGCGCAGGGAGUGGUGCUGUGGAAGCGGUGGCUGAACAGACUGACCGGCUGAAAGUGAGCAGGGGGCGGGAGGACGCUCUGAAAAUCAAAAUCCUUUCUGGAGAACAAGACUCUGCCAGUGUGUUGUCAGAAAGUGAUGUCCCUGAUGAAGGGAGCUCACAUGUGCGACUUCCUUCUGAGAAGCUGGGAAGGAAAAUGAGGCAAGAGAGCCCUUCGACGUCAACGAGUCCUUUGACGUCAACUUUAAGUUUGGAAGAGCCGCCGAAAGAAGAGUCACACUUCCUGCUUGCUAUUCGAUCUCCCUGUGGUCAGAGAUUUGAACAUCAUUUCAAGCCCACUGACAGUCUCCAGACAGUCCUUGCCGUGGCAGAACAGAAAAUGUCGGCCAAAUACAAACGCUGCAGCGUUGAAACAAUGGAGGUGCCCCGAAGGAGUUUCUCUGACCUUACGAGGUCCCUCCACGAAUGUGGGAUUCUCCACAAGUCCGUGUUGUGCAUCCGACAGAAAGAGCAGCACGACACCGGUCUUUAGGCGCACAGAGAUGCUGCCACACCGCCUUGGGUCAUUCUGCUGAGUGGGAUGUGUUAAUUCUUCUGAAAAACUGGGAAACUGAUGUUUCUUGGGCCUACUUCUUCAUCUUGCCAUCUUCCCAAAAUUCUCUGUGAAGCAGACUUGUGUAUAUGUGUUGAAAUAGUAUAUUUCAAGCAAGAUAUACUUGCUACAUAAAUAGCAUCUUUUUUCACAGGUGCCAUCACAAAUUGCUUCCUGAGUGCCACUGACGUUUGGCCUUUUUGGUUUUUUGAAAUUGCCGAUGUUCUUCUUUGAAAACUGAAGUUUCCGAGACCUCUCCCCUUGACCUUUUCUACAUUUCAGGAAGGUACCACUUUGCAGAGUGGAGCCGGAUGCAGAGGCACCUAUUUGGGAAGGUAGAAACGGAACUGGUUUACUCUGGAGGACCAUCUUCAGUAGGUUAUCAUCAUCCUGAACAUCUUCUCGAGAAUGACUGAAAAGGAGAUCAAACCCAAACCCCAUCUGGAAAUAACAGUAAUAACCUGUUAAUGGAUUAUUGUGAAGUAUUAAAUUGCAAGACCUGUGAAGGCUCAGCUCUUUCUGGAUAACCUCAGUGCAGCUUUUAACAGUGUGACUAUAUCAUCUUUUUAAGAACAGAUAGUUAUUAUUUUGGCAGUAUUGGUGAACAGCAGGAUUUUCUACCUAGUUUUCCUUCUCUCAUUCGACUUGUGUGACCCAUAGGUAAGAGUAGAUGGAUAGUUACGAUGAGAUGUUAUAAAAUACUUCCAUUUAACAACUUUACACUGAAAUGAGUUAUUCCAAGAAAGCAAGUGCUGCUUUGAGAAUUUUUAAAUAAAAAUACAUUAAUUGGAUUUG